AUGGAUGACCUUUACGACGAGUUUGGUAACUACAUCGGUGAUGCGGAAUCCGAUGAAGAGCACCAUGAAGACGUACAGCCCCAGGCUUUCAAGUUUGAUGAGGCUUUUGAUGAUGAGGAGGAAGACGAAGUUAAUGAUCAACAAUUGAUGGAGGUUGAUGAUGGACCUUCAAAUGCGGUCAUCCUACACGAAGAUAAACAAUACUACCCCAGCGCACAACAGGUAUACGGUGAAGAUGUUGAGACUAUGGUCCAGGAGGAGGAUGCACAGCCGUUGUCGGAACCGAUCAUUGCCCCCGUUCAGCAGAAGAAAUUUGCGAUCGCAGAGACCGAGCUUCCCCCGUACAUUUCUCUCGGGAGUUCAUCUUUCAUGGAUAUGCUGGUCAAAGAGACACACGACCUGACGGAGCGAUUGGAAAAGCGCAUUGGAAGGAGAAGGGAGGAACAACUACGCUAUACCGAUGUUCAUUUCCUAGAGAGAGAACGCGGCCUUUCGAUCAAGGCGGCCCCGAUGAGUCUCGUUCUUCAAGGCACUAAAGGAAAAUCCCACCUGCUCAACCUCCUUGAUACCCCCGGGCAUGUGAACUUUGUUGAUGAGGUGGCUGCUUCGAUCCGCCUAGCCGAUGGUGUUGUAUUGGUCGUGGACGUUGUUGAGGGCGUUCAGGCGAAUGCAGAGCAAAUUAUCAAGCACGCAGUAUUGGAAGAUCUGCCCUUGACUUUGGUCGUGAACAAAAUGGAUCGACUCAUCCUUGAGCUCAAGCUGCCCCCUAACGAUGCUUAUUUCAAGCUGAAGCAUGUCAUUGAGGAAAUCAAUACUUGUAUUGAGAAUGUUUUACCAGGUCAGGGCGAGCGACGACGAUUGAGCCCCGAGAAGGGUAAUGUAGCGUUUGCAUCCAGCUCAAUGAACUGGUGCUUCACCUUGCAGUCAUUUGCUCGGAUGUAUGCCGAUACUUAUCCAAGCUUGGACUCAUCAGACUUUGCUGCCCGUCUUUGGGGCGAUAUCUUCUUCAACCCCAAGAGUCGCAAAUUCACUCGCAAGGGAGUGGAAGAGAACUCGAAGCGUUCAUUCGUCAAAUUUGUUUUGGAGCCAAUCUACAAGCUCUACUCCCACACACUGAGCGAAAGCCCCGAAGAUUUGAAAAAGACUUUGGCUAGUGUCGGCGUCACCUUGAAGCCAUCCCAGCUUAAGUCAGAUGCCAAGGAGCUGCUUAAUCUGGUCUGCGGGCAGUUCUUUGGUCCUGCAACUGGAUUUGUGGACAUGGUCGUUCAGCAUGUGCCUUCCCCGGUGGAGGGCGCUCAGCGGGCAUUGGAUCGAUACUACACUGGGCCUGUGGACACCAAGGUCGGAGCUUCAAUGCUCGCCUGUAACUCUGAUGGUCCCCUCAUCGUUCAUGUCACUAAACUUUUCAGCAGUACCGAUGCUGGCAGCUUCUACUCCUUUGGAAGAAUCAUGAGUGGAACAGCCCGACCUGGUCAGCAGGUUCGUGUCCUUGGUGAAGGCUACACACCAGAGGACGAGGAAGAUAUGGUUGUUGCAACCAUUUCCGAUACGUGGAUUGCGGAGACUUGCUACAACAUCUCGACCAACGGGGUUCCCGCCGGAAACUGGGUGCUCUUGGGUGGCGUUGACAACUCUAUUGUCAAGACCGCUACGCUGGUGCCCCUUAAGCUAGACGAUGACGAAGAAGCGCACAUUUUCCGUCCCAUUCGGCACAUGACCGAAUCGGUCUUCAAGGUGGCUGUUGAGCCUGUCAACCCAUCGGAACUGCCAAAGAUGUUGGAUGGAUUGCGCAAGAUCAACAAGAGCUAUCCACUCAUCUCCACCAAGGUUGAAGAGUCUGGUGAGCAUGUGGUUCUAGGAACUGGCGAGCUGUACAUGGACUGUGUGCUACAUGACCUUCGGAAACUUUAUUCAGAGAUGGAGAUCAAAGUUUCUGACCCGGUUACACGCUUUUGUGAAACUGUGGUGGAAACUUCUGCCAUCAUGUGUUACUCCAUUACCCCGAACAAGAAGAACAAGAUCACCAUGAUUGCGGAACCCUUGGAUGAUGGUAUUGCGGAGGACAUCGAAAGCGGCAGAGUAAACAUCAAGGACCCCAUUCGGAAGGUUGCUCGAUACUUCGAGGACAACUAUGAUUGGGACAAGCUCGCAGCUCGAAGCAUCUGGGCAUUUGGACCCGAUGAGAUGGGCCCCAACAUUCUCCAGGAUGAUACAUUACCCUCCCAAGUUGAUAAGAAGCUUCUCGGUACUGUGAGAGACUCUAUCACUCAGGGUUUCAGCUGGGGUACACGAGAAGGUCCUCUAUGUGAAGAGCCAAUUCGUAAUACAAAGUUUAGGCUCACAGAUGUGUCCCUUGCUGACCAGGCUAUCUACCGCGGUGGUGGCCAGAUCAUCCCUACAGCCCGUCGCGCUGUGUACUCGUCCUUCCUGAUGGCGUCCCCGCGUCUUAUGGAACCAAUCUACUCUUGCACAAUGACUGGACCUGCAGACGCUGUGGCUUCCGUGUACACCGUUCUGUCCCGCCGACGAGGUCAUGUCCUGUCAGAUGGCCCCAUUGCGGGUACGCCUCUUUACUCUGUUCGCGGCUUGAUCCCAGUGAUUGAUUCCUUUGGCUUUGAGACCGAUCUUCGUAUCCACACUCAAGGCCAGGCCAUGGUCAAUCUGGCAUUCGACAAGUGGAGUGUGGUUCCCGGUGACCCGCUAGACCGUGAUAUCAAACUGAAGCCCCUGGAGAUGGCUCCCGCCAUGGCUACAGCCCGUGACUUUGUCUUGAAGACAAGGCGACGUAAGGGUCUGGCUGAAGAUGUCACGGUCAGCAAGUUCUUGGAGCCUGAGCUUUGGAAGGGACUGAAAGAAAGUGGCGUUCUGGACUCAUGA
Molecule: messenger RNA, 2877 nt
Organism: Penicillium nucicola
Lineage: Eukaryota; Fungi; Ascomycota; Eurotiomycetes; Eurotiales; Aspergillaceae
Product: U5 snRNP component Snu114, putative
Exons: 5
Coding region: 1-2877 (958 amino acids)
Biological process (GO): mRNA splicing, via spliceosome
Cellular component (GO): U4/U6 x U5 tri-snRNP complex; U2-type catalytic step 2 spliceosome; cytosol
Molecular function (GO): GTP binding; GTPase activity; U5 snRNA binding
Source: RefSeq, a predicted model, not a curated record